AUGUCUGGAAGAUUGUGGUCCAAAGCCAUUUUUGCUGGCUAUAAACAGGGUCUUCGGAACCAGAGAGAGCACACAGCUCUUCUUAAAAUUGAAGGCGUUUAUGCCCGAGAUGAAACUGAAUUCUAUUUGGGCAAGAGAUGUGCUUAUAUGUACAAAGCAAAAAACAACACAGUGACUCCUGGCGGCAAACGUAACAAAACCAGAGUAAUCUGGGGAAAGGUAACUCGUGCUCAUGGAAAUAGUGGCAUGGUUCGUGCCAAAUUCCGAAGCAACCUUCCUGCUAAGGCCAUUGGACACCGAAUCCGUGUGAUGCUGUACCCCUCAAGGAUUUAA
Molecule: messenger RNA, 333 nt
Organism: Choloepus didactylus (southern two-toed sloth)
Lineage: Eukaryota; Metazoa; Chordata; Mammalia; Pilosa; Megalonychidae
Product: 60S ribosomal protein L35a-like
Exons: 1
Coding region: 1-333 (110 amino acids)
Biological process (GO): cytoplasmic translation; ribosomal large subunit biogenesis
Cellular component (GO): cytosolic large ribosomal subunit; ribosome
Molecular function (GO): structural constituent of ribosome
Source: RefSeq, a predicted model, not a curated record